GCCUGUUAGGACAUGGGCAUGGCAGACAGUUCCUCUUGUCACAGAGCAAGGCGUGUUCGAUAAAUCUUUUACCCAGGAUACUGCAGACAAUUGGUUCCAAAGUUCAAGGGUAAGAAAAAACCAGGAGCACAGAGCGGAGGAGUGGAGCGCCAGAGGAGGACGAGUGUCAGGGUGAUUCAUUUGGGAAAUUAGAAAGAAUUCAGUCAUUGGUGUCGACAGGAAUAAAGACAGUCAAGACAAAACAUGGCCGACAGCACGAGUCCCAAAGGAAACUCUGGGGACUUUGCAAAGAAAGUCCAGAGACGCCUGAGCAGAGGCAAAGAGAAGGUUCUGCAAAAGCUUGGAAAAGCUGAGGAGACCAGAGAUGAACAGUUUGAACAUUAUCACCAGUUGUUUAGUGACCAGCAGGCUGAUGGGAACCGGAUACACAAAGACCUGAGGAGCUACAUCAACGCAGUCAGAGACAUGCGUGAAGCAUCGAGGCGUCUUUCCCAGUCGCUGUUUGAUGCCUAUGAAAACGACUGGGCCGGAGAGGAGGACCUGGGCUCCAUCGUAGAGGGCGAGGAUCUCCUGUGGAACGACUACGAGGUGAAGCUGCUGGACCAGGCUGUGCGCACCAUGGAGUCCUACUCGGGCCAGUUCCCAGAUGUCAAGGAGAAAGUUGCAAAGAGGGGAAGAAAACUGGUCGACUACGACUCUUCCCGUCACCACCUGGAGGCGCUGCAGGCUGCAAAGAAGAGGGAUGACGUCAAGAUAAACAAGGCAGAGGAGGAGAUGAUUUAUGCCAAAAGUGUCUAUGAGAGCUUCAACAAUGAGCUAAAGGAAGAGAUGCCUGUGCUCUACGACAGCCGCGUCGGAUGCUACGUGGCUGUCUUCUCUGCCGUGUCAAAUUUACGAGACAUCUUCUAUAAGGAAAUGAGCACGCUCAAUAUUGAUCUGCAGAAUGUGAUAAAGGAUCUGCAGGCUCAGCAUCCAGAGAAAGUGUUCGCCGUGAAGGGGAUACAGCGUUACGGAUCCUUGAGAAGACGAACCCUGAUCUCCCCAAAGGCCUGGAAAGCCAGCUUCUCUGAGUUUCACAAGAGCUACACUCCGAAACCUGGGCAAAAGUUUGGUCUCAGGUCCCCAGACAAACCUCGCCGCAGCACUUUGACCAGAGAGGGCAGCACCCUGUCCAGAGAGGGCAGCACCCUGUCCAGAGAGGGAAGCACCCUGUCCAGAGAGAGCAGCACCCUCACUGUCAACCCACAACUACCAUCUCUGGAAAACCCUGACGCUGAAUCCGAGGACCUGGACCUGGAAUCAAGCCUCAGUGAGAGCCAGACUUCUCCUGCAAAGGACCAGAAGUCCGGAGAAGACAGCAAUCCAGAGGAGAAGGAGAAGGGAGAGAGAGAAGUCAAGUCUGAGCUGGAGCCUCCUGCAGAAUCUGAUGUUAAAGGAGAUGGUGAGGAAGCUCCGGCGAGUGACAGCAGCUCAGAACUGAACAACUCCUGUGAUUCUGAGAGCCUGGAGCUGCAGCUGUCGGCGGCUGACACCGGCCCGCUGCACAUUGAAGAGAGAGAAGACAGCCCGGUGAUCCUCAGCACUCUGAAAUCAAAUGGACUGGAGAACCGAGAAGUUUCUGGACUCAACUCGGACACCAAGGACCUGGGCUCUCCUCACAAGGACGCGGCUGCAGACACUCAGACGUCCCAUGAUCCCAAAAGCACAGAGGUUUAGAGUUUCCACAUUUUGAUAUGAGGUUUGUGUGUUUUUCCCUCGAACAGUCUCUCAUAUUCUAUGUUUUUCUGAGUUUUUUUUCAUAAAUCUGUGUUUGCCUGAAUAGGAAAGCACAAAGGAGCUCAAAGUCAACAGCUGCACAAGAGGAAAAAUGUGGAGUCAGCUGCACUGAAACGCCAACGAGCAAAACGACUGAUGUUCUGUGCAGAACUUGCUUUUAGUUUUUUUAUUUAUCUUUUAUUGAAAUCAGUUGUGAAUACAUUUGGUUUUACUGUAAUUACCCUAAAGAGAUUUAUUGUAUACGCACCCAUUGCAUUAUAUCCUGUGCUGACAGGUACAGGUAGUUUGUCUUAUAUUCCAAAGAUAAAUGUACUAUUAGUUUUACAUUGUUCAAAUUUUCUGUUUCAGUUUGACUUAGAGGUUUGAUUCUUUCUACUCACUCCCAUUGGGAAUCCAUCAAUUAUCCAGUUUAUUUAAUUAUUUUAUGCACAUUUUAAGCUAAGAUAUAUGUGAAUUAAU
Molecule: messenger RNA, 2235 nt
Organism: Platichthys flesus (European flounder)
Lineage: Eukaryota; Metazoa; Chordata; Actinopteri; Pleuronectiformes; Pleuronectidae
Gene: bin2a
Product: bridging integrator 2a
Exons: 12
Coding region: 244-1716 (490 amino acids)
Biological process (GO): phagocytosis, engulfment; podosome assembly; plasma membrane tubulation
Cellular component (GO): phagocytic cup; cytoplasm; plasma membrane
Molecular function (GO): phospholipid binding; protein binding
Source: RefSeq, a predicted model, not a curated record